AGGUAAAAAGAGAAAACAGCGCGUCAUCGCCUUCUCGGGUGGUCCACAUACGUAAUCUCGCCAACGAGGCUUUAGACGCCGACGUCCUAAGCCUUGCCCUACCUAUCGGUCGUGUAACCAAGUAUCUUAUGCUCAAAGGCAAAAAUCAGGCAUUCCUCGAAAUGGCAGACGAAGCAACGGCACAGACGUUUAUCAACCAUUACACACACAUGCCCAGGAACGUCCACGGAAGACAGAUCUACUGUCAGUUCUCAAAGCACAAGGAACUCAAAACCGACUUUGCCCACACGCAACAGGCCAUGGCUGUACAAGCCGCCCUGGCUGCCGUGCACGCAGUCCUCAACACCUCCUCCGCCUCCUCCUCCUCCUCCCCCUCCUCCUCUGGCCCCUCUUACUCCAUGUCUGGUAGCGGGGACCACCCCAUGACUUCUUCAUCCUCCGGCGGCGGUGGCUAUGGAGACCGUAUCCGUGACUCUCCUCCUCCGACGUCCUCUUCUGGAGCUAACCUGGAUGCCAAUACCAUCUCUCAAAUCGCCUCACAAGUGGCCCUCCAAGCGGCCCAGCAUCACCCCAUGCUCCAGCCUCACCUAAUGCAACAGCAGCCCCAGCACCACUCGACACAUCCCAAGGUACCCGACACGGGCGGUGGAGCCAACACCAUCCUCAGGGUCAUCGUGGAGAAUGUCACCUACCAGAUCACCGUGGACACCCUCCACGAGAUCUUCAGGAAGUACGGAACAGUGCUCAGGAUCGUCACGUUUAUCAAGAGCGGUCAGUUCCAGGCCCUGGUACAGUUCUCAGAUGCAUCACAAGCUGCUGUAGCUAAAUUAGAGUUAGAUGGAAAGAACAUCUACAACAACUGCUGCCAGCUCCGCAUCGACUUCUCCAAACUGACCAACCUCAGUGUCAAGUACAACAAUGAGAAGAGCCGGGACUACACGUGUGACCUGCCGCAGGGUGAUGGCCUCACGGGGGUCGAUCCCAGCACUGCUGCUAUGUUAGGACUUGGUGGGGCUGCCGGUCUUAUCUCGCCUUAUGCCGCAGGGCACGGUCUGCCCUUUGCCGGUACGACGCCGGUCUCUCUUGCAGGAUACCAUCAAGCAGGAGGAGUACCCGGUUUCCCCGCUGGCCUCUCUGCCUUACCCCAGGCUGCCGCAGCUGCCCAGGGCAUUAGGCUCCCGGGCAUGUACAUGCAGUCGGGCUGCUGUGUCAUUCUGGUUAGCAAUCUCACUCCAGAGCUCGUCACGCCUCAGGCCCUCUUUACCCUCUUUGGUGUCUACGGAGACGUGCAAAGGGUGAAGAUUCUUUUCGAGAAGCGGGAUAACGCUCUGAUCCAGAUGAGUGAUCCUCACCAGGCUCAAUUAGCCAUGAAGCAUCUCUCUGGUGUUAAGCUGUAUGGAAAGCAGAUCCGUGUCACAGCAUCCAAGCAUCAAAUGGUUCAGCUCCCGAAGGAGGGACAACCGGAUGUCGGUUUGACCAAAGACUUCAGUACGUCACCCCUUCACCGAUUCAAGAAGCCGGGCUCCAAGAAUUUCCUGAACAUUUACCCACCUAGUUCUACCCUGCAUCUCUCAAACAUUCCGCCCACUGUCGAUGAGGAAACAUUAAAAGAAGCAUUCACCCAACAUGGUACUGUAGCAAACUUCAAGUUUUUCCCGAAAGACAGGAAGAUGGCACUCCUGCAAAUGGGCUCUGUAGAAGAAGCAAUUCAUGGUCUAAUUGCAAUGCACAACUACCAACUGGCUGAGUCAAAUCAUCUUCGUGUGUCGUUCUCGAAAGCACAGAUCUAGAGGCGAGACCACCCCCCCUUAAAGAAAGUCAACGCACACAUGGAGCAGUACAACCAAGCGAUAUCGCAAUAAAAUCAACCAAUCUUCGCAGAAAUUGGAAGGGGACAACAUGCCAAUAAACCAAGAACGAUAACAACAUUAUAUCUGAAUCACCCUUAGUGCCAUUUAAAGAUGGGAAUCAUGCAAUGCAAUGAUGACAACGAUAACGGGGGAAAAUAUGAUAAAGAAAGUACACUGGUCAGAGACCAGAAGGACUCAAAGAUAUUCUGAUUAAAUGUUUUUGAGGAUUGGCAAUAUUGGACGGAGUUUAUUUAAAGGUGUUUUUUAAGAUAGAAAUAUGAGAAAGGAGCAUGGAUUUGCCCAUGAUGAUAACAUAUGACUGUGAUGCUUUGAUAGGCAUUGUUAACCAUCUCCUGUUAUCUGGACAGGGUUUUGUAUGGUAGUUUAUAUGGGAUAAAUCUUUUCUGCUCCCCUUUUGAACUUCGUACUGUGACCUUUUCUUCUUUUGGAUACCCUUCUGCCCCCACCCUUAUUACCCCUGGCGACUCUUACACACUUUCUCAAUGCUUACAAAAUUUCAUCUUUAUAUAUGGGCAAGGUUUCUAUGAAGCACUUGCAUCUACAAAUUAUGUAUACCGAAGCAAAACAUAUGCUUUUGGUAGUGAUCUCAUGCCUAUAUCCUUGUUUAUCCCUAGUUAGCUAAGGAAUUUGGUGUGUACAUUGUAAAUACAUAAAUUGAUAACAGAGAUGAGAGAGAGAGAUAUUUUGCAUUUGUAAUUAUUAUACAACUGCAAUGUGUUAUUUUGAAUGAAUUUUUGAAAACAUUUUGAUCGCAUGUCUCUUAAAUAUUCUUUCUGUGAAUUUUUCGAUGUCAGAUAAUUUUACUCUAAGCUGUAUUGUGGUGUGGUGUAAAUUUCAUUGAAUUUUUUUUUCUUGUAUUUCCUCUCUCUCUCACUCUGUGUUUUCGGUAGCAUUGAAUUUAUCUCUGCUAACCAAAAAAAAUGUCACAAAUCACUUUUUGAGGUAUCCUCUUUUAAGAGUAAUUUAUGUCAAUAAUCAUGUAUCAUUUCGUUGAAAAUUAUUCAACCGUAUUUAAUCACCUUGGUUAAAACUCAGAAAUUCUUUGUCUCGGUUUUACAUUUCUUCUCUCAAAAGCUCCAAGAGCUUAUUUCCUUCUCUUGCGUGACGCCAAAAGGACGUCGAAGCCCGACGCUCAGGGUCGUUAUCAAGUUUGAAUCAUUACGUAUAAUCUUUGUAGAUAUUAAUUUGCCUGUUUUAAUAUUUGUUUUUGCUGUGAGAUUAAUUGCUAGAAUAAUUCAGAGACUAUUAAUUUCUUUGAAAAAGAGUCACAAUUUCACUUUGCUUGGUAUUUCCUUUCUGCUGUGAGCAUGUAGAAUUUCGCCUUGUUUGUGAGUCACCGACAAUAAUUGAACAUUCCACAUGUGUUGCACUUCAAUUAUCUCUUUUUUUAAUAAUUCUGUGUGUCGCCAACUGUGGUUGGAUGUGAUAAAGGACAGGCCUGUUUUAUCCAUAGUACAGUUUGAAUAUAUAAAGCAAUACAUUGUAUUUCUUGCUUGAGUAAUAUAUGAUCUUUAAUUAUCAUUUCAUUGCUGUUUCUGGCAUUCUUACAUUUUCGAUUAUUAAAACAUAUUUGUACUCGUAAUAAUCUGAUGUGUUCACUGACACACAUUCGGGUUUGAUCUCACAAAUUGUUUUCCACUCCCAAUGAACAUGUUUGAAUGCAAACGGGACAAUCAAUUGCAGUAGAAAGAAAGUUUGAUAAUCAUUUUUCGAUCAUGUAUGCUUUCUUGGUCUGCGUUUUAAGGAUAUGUGCAAAGUGCAAACUGAAAAAGAAAAAAAAUGAGGCUUUGUUUUAGUCACUGCUGUUUGAGAUGUUUGAUAAUUGUCGCCUAAUCAGGCAGUUUAACAUGUGAAUUGAUACUUGUUUGUAACCGCAAGUGAUAAUCUGUAUAUCUUAUCUAAUUUCCAUUCUUAUCCAACGUACACUAAGCUAUAUAUCAUCUUUUUAAGCUAAUAACUACUUGUGUAUAUUCAGAGAGAAAGAAAAAUUUCUUGUACAUGUCAUAUUUUUUGUUAGGUUAGCCCAUUUUUUUCACUGGGUCUGCUGUGGUAUAAUUGUGUAAAGAUAUUAAGGCAAAGCUUUGCUGAAUUAUUUAGUUUCCGUCGUGUAUUUCUCUCCAAACUUGCGGAAUUCUGUCACUUUGUUGUAAUAUGUGCACCCUCACACGGCCUGAAAUUCUGCCUUUCACGAGCCUGUAGUCUGAACAGUUUGGGGGAAACUCUUCUCGUGAAAUUGUGCAAAUUUUUUUCUUUUUGAGGGAUGAAAUGUUGGGCGGCUGAUUUUUAAUGUGCCUUAUAAGAAUGAGGGUGACAUAACCGGUACUAUUUAUGAUUUUCAUGAGGACGGACGGAUAAGAGAAAGACAGGAGCCGCGAAAGUUCGGUACGAAUUCGGAAAAGGCAAACUUCCGGCUCUAGAGAUUGAGUCCACUCAUUCUGGGAACGGUUUCAAACAAAGGCUUGGUUUCAGACGGUGUGAGGGCAAUUGGAGAGCUUUUUCCACUUUUUUUCCGAAAUAAUCAUGCAUGCUCAUGAUAUUAAUGAGAAUUAACGUAUUAAUGACCAUGCUAUGUUUCAUUUGUCGUCUAUCUAGAUGCGUAUGCUGCUCUCGCACUUGUGUAAUACGUCAGAGGGUGUACUGUACUAUUUUUUAACGCUUCAAGUAUGAUUCUUUAAUGAUAUGGUAUAGAACAGGCUAUUAAUCUAAGGGGAUUUGUGAAAACCCCCCUCUCCUCUUUUUGGAUUUAUUAGUCUUGUACAUGUAGUGUAUUGGCAAGUUUCACUAUAUUAUUCCAUGUUGUUUAUCUCAGUGGUAUUCAUAAACGUGACUUUGUACAAAUUUGACAUGAGAUAAUAAUAUUGUAGUUUUCAAGUUAUCUUAGAUAUUUAGAGAAUGUACUUGGCUAGCUAAGACGUUUACUUCUACAAAUAAGUGGUUCUAGGGUAUGUACUUGCUGUAUUUUUCUCCUUUAAUCUUCUCUGUAUUUUUUUCUGUGGAGGCUAUGAGAGUUAUUUCUUCUUCUUCAUUCAAGCUUCUUCGGCUUUGCCCAUUUUUUUCUUCUCGUUCUUGGCAGUGCCCGUUGACUCGCACCGUGGAGUUAAGCGGCAUCUUUUUGCGUGUUUUUGUUGUGCAAAAUUUAUCAGGCUUUGCAAUAUCAUGAUUAAGAAUAACACUUUUAACUCAUAGUUUCAACAUCCAGCUGCAUGAGAUUUUAUUUUCCCAUUUGUUAUGUAACAAUCGUGUUCCUCCAAACCGCCAAUUGUUUCAACAAAACUAUUAUUAACACGCACCAAUCAAUAGAGUUUCUCCCUCCUUUUGUUUUUUCCUCACUGUACAUAAAUCCCCCCCCCCCUCCUAUUCACAUUUUUGUUUAGUAGCGGUACUUUACCCGUUCUUCAUAAAUGUUUGAUUUUGAAAUCCUUAAUUGUUUCACAGUGAUAAUGUGUCAUACAAGUCACUCAUGUAUCUCUAUUAUGCUUUUUUCUCUCUACACGCAGUCGAUUGAGCGCAAACAGCGCAUCAACGUCUAUCGCUACGCUAUUCUCUACUCACAUCGAUGCAGUUAUGAAAGCCUCUCUUUUAUGUCAUGUCUCUACUACACUCAGUUUGUCAGUCAACAACCGACCACCUCCAAAUUUUAGCUCAAUGACUACUCCCACGCUUGAACUUGAUCUCACGAGCUGCUUCCGCAAGCAGCAUACUGUUGUCAAGCGAGUAUCGAAGGGUUACGAAUUGGAGGUAGUCCUUUCAGAGUGUUUUUUCUCUUGGAAACUAUUUGUUUGAAAAAAGGGUUGCCAGAACCUCAAAGCUCGUAUCACGUUGGUAAAAAAGGAAGAACAAAAUCAUCUACGGGGGAAACGGCGGUGGAACAGGAAUUAAUAUUAUUGAGAGCAGUUCAACCUAAAAAAAAUUCAGUCUUUAUAAUGGAUGGAAUUGUGAGAGCAUUUUGAGUGAAUCAUGACUGAUACUUAAAAAAAAAGAAUAUCCAUUAGAACAUCAAACUAUUUCCCUUAAAUGGGACAAAUACAAUCUUACCAUCCAUUGAGGCUGAAGUAACAUUUAUCACUUUGCCCCAUUUGUUGAUCAAACUUUAAUCUCUCUGAGCUAAACUCUUUGUGUUUCUUUACCAAUGUUGUGCCUCUAGUAUUGUUCUGGCAGCCUUUUUUUCAUAAUAUCUGUUCAGAUUUGAUUUUUUUUUUGCUUGAUCAUACACCAUCCACGGCCAUAGUCUCAUAGCAACACUUUGUAUCCUGCCAUUUUAUUAUUGAGUUUUUUUCUCUCUCCUCUUCUUAAGAAAUUAUCCUUUGUUAAUUUUUUCUCUCUAUUCUCCUAUUUCUGCUAAUAAAACUCUCAAGACUGUGCAAAAAAUCUUCUCUUGUGUUCUCUCUUUUCUCUUCGACUCUUACUACCACUUACUACUACCACAAUCACGUAUUCUCUUGACAACACAACAAUCAAAAUUAUUCAAAACUUGUGUAUUCUUCUCCUGGUCUAUUCUGUAUUCUUCUCUCUGCAACAUAUGUUUGUGUAUUAUCUCAAGUGUGAGGCUGUCAAUUUUGAACUUGUUUAUCCUAUAGCCAGGUUUUUUUCUCCUUUUUUUUUCCUUCAAAAUUAACAUUUUGUUGCAACUUGCUAGUUGGAUUUUUAUCAUGAAAUAACUAAGUGCAUCUUUUUUCUAUUUUUAACUAGUAGUUGUGAUAGGUUUUAGCAUGUCUCAUUCUGUUGGAGACCUUAAUUUUGUGUGGUGUACCUAGAUCUAAAAAAAAAAGAGAAUUUGUUUGUAUGUGAUUAAUUUAUUGAUAUUAUAUAUAUACUCCAAUCGCAUCCCAACAUUGUCUUUCAUAAUACGCUGGCCUCCGACCUUUGACCUUGCACUGGAGGUCAGUACGAGCACACAUCAUGGGUCAUUUACAACUUGAGAACAUUCCUUUGAUAAUCAGUCUGUGGAUUCCGCUUCUUUUUUUAAACCAAAGUUUUUUUUAUCACAGAAACUAUAGAAAAGAAUGUGUUAUACACUCAAAGAUUUGCACCCCACUCGACAGAUGAUUUAGUCAAUAGCUAGCAAUUCUCCGGAUUUUAUAAGACGGAUUUGGACAUUUUUAUUUUUUCACUUAGCAAUCAAUGUACAGACGCAAAUGUUUUUUAGGGUAUUGGAUACAAGGCCUUAAUUUAUUGUCAUUUUUAUUCCCCUACAAACUUUAGUGAAUAGUGUAAUAUUCUGAAAUCGGAAAAUUGAAGUACCUUGAGAUAGUACCAUGGGAUUAAGUUAAGCUUAAUCCCCCUGGAAUUAGGUUAAGCUUAAUCCCGUGGGAUCAAACAUAUCUUGAACGAUUGCGCUUGGGCGAUCGAUUUGGAGAUGCUCGUUGACUCGACUAUGACUCCAGAGAUGCCUGAAAUAACCAGGGAUUUUUCAAGUGUGUUGUAAAAAGAAAAAAAAUAAUGAAAGAAGUGAGAAAAGCUAAAAAAAAAGAUUGAAGAGAUUGGAUAUAUUAACGUGUGAUUUUCAUGGUAAAUUAAAAAUACUUGUUUUAUACAAGAGGCUGAUGGACCUGUGA
Lytechinus pictus (painted urchin) is the source of this 7426-nucleotide messenger RNA. Its product is annotated as polypyrimidine tract-binding protein 1-like. The transcript has 15 exons. The record is from RefSeq and is a predicted model, not a curated record. The coding region runs from base 129 to 1790 and encodes 553 amino acids. Gene Ontology annotation, molecular function: mRNA binding. NCBI's taxonomy places the organism in Eukaryota, Metazoa, Echinodermata, Echinoidea, Temnopleuroida, Toxopneustidae. Gene Ontology annotation, biological process: mRNA processing; regulation of RNA splicing. Gene Ontology annotation, cellular component: nucleus.